AUGUCUUCUACGCCCACAAUCCUACCGCCGACCGACCCUGCCAUAACGUCUAUUCCAGGCGCGGCACCAGGCGGCCCAGUACCAGUGCCAGGUAUACCUCUGCCUGCAUUCGAUAACACUUUGGGUGCUUUAUUCAUUGGAGCAGUCCUGUCCAUGAUGCUCUAUGGGAUCGUCUGUCUACAGAUGUUCAUAUACGUAACUUCGGAGCGCACAAAAAAGGACAGCAUAUGGUCUCGGUUGCUGGUCUUGUUUAUCUUUGUGAGUGCCGCAAGAUUGAUAGAUACCGUGCAUCAGGCUAUGACAAUCGCGGCAAUGUAUCGGUUCCUGAUUACAGACUUUUUGAACCCAUUUGCGCUCGCUUCUGGAGGAGCUGGAAGUGGGGAAGUGUUUACCUACGCUCAGUCAAUUAGUGCGAGUUGUGGAGUUUUGUUGACGCAGCUGUUCUUUUCGUGGCGCAUCUGGGCAUUCUCCGGCGUGUCAUUGAACUCUCCAACGAGAUUGAUCGUUUGUAUUCUUACCGUUUUAUUGGCUCUCUUUUCGUUCGGGAGCUCCAUUGAUUUAGCAAUCAACGGCUUCAACCAUCGUCUAUUAACCGUGAAUACGCCUGACUUUAUUCUAUCGUACAAACUCUCUGCUUGCAGCAGAUUUGUGUUCGACGUAUUUAUUACCUUGGCCAUGACUUUGACACUGUAUCGUUCAAGGUCCGGCGUCAAAAGGUCCGACCAUGUCAUUAAACUUCUCAUCAUGUUCACCGUCAACACAAAUUUACUCACGACUUUACUCUCUAUAUCUGAACUCGUGACGUUCUUGGUCCUGCCCAACGCUACAAUCUACGGCGGACUUGGAUUCUUAUCUCCUAAACUAUACUUUAACACAUUGCUCGCAGCACUCAACUCACGGGACUACAUGCGCAAUGAGCUCAACCACGGAGAUGCUGUCAUUUCCAGCUCGGAGCUGGAGAACUCUGCUGGGAAGCGGCGUAUCGGAGUCGACGCUUAUAAUUCGGCAGCGUUUUCUACCGACAGAUUCGGCAAGAUGGGUGACGGGAGAACCGACGAUUCUUUAACAUUUACGACCUCUGGUAGAUUGAGGCAGGACACGGAGACUCAAGGAACAUAUGAGAUGGCCCUGCAACCCAUCACUAAUCGUUCUAACUUGGAUUAA
Messenger RNA from Pleurotus ostreatus (oyster mushroom), 1164 nucleotides. RefSeq lists its product as uncharacterized. NCBI's taxonomy places the organism in Eukaryota, Fungi, Basidiomycota, Agaricomycetes, Agaricales, Pleurotaceae. The record is from RefSeq and is a predicted model, not a curated record. The transcript is spliced from 19 exons. Bases 1 to 1164 code for a protein of 387 amino acids.